This is a messenger RNA of Lathyrus sativus (Indian pea), 1623 nucleotides long. Lineage: Eukaryota; Viridiplantae; Streptophyta; Magnoliopsida; Fabales; Fabaceae. The record is from the annotation of a GenBank genome assembly.
AUGGCUGAUUCUAACCCCAUUCACGAUGACCCAUCAACGAUUCCGUCGCUCUCAACCGAUCAACCUAAUGAUGCAGGAAAUGAUGUGAAGUUGAGUUCUAAGGACCAGAGAGAUGCUCUACCAGGUGAGCCUAAGUGUACUGUUUGUGGCCGGUAUGGCGAGUAUAUAUGUGAUGAAACUGAUGAUGACGUUUGUAGUUUGGAAUGUAAACAGACAGUACUAUGUCGAAUUUCGAAAUCCUCGUCUCGUAUUGGUGAUUUUCCACCACCUAAAAAACUACCUGCAGAUGAUGAGUGUUUUUAUGUUAGAGAUACUGAUUACGAAUCUGGUAUACCGUCUUCGAGAGGUGAUCAGAGUCAGGCUGAAUUGCUUAGGAAAAAACUCGACAUUCAUGUGAAGGGUUUUGUAUCGGCACCUGUUUUGUCGUUUGCUUCUUGUAACCUCCCUGACAAACUCCUGCACAACAUCGAAGGAGCUGGAUUUGAGAUGCCUACGCCUGUACAAAUGCAAGCAAUCCCCGCUGCUUCGAUGGGGAAGAACAUGCUUGUUUUGGCCGAUACUGGAUCUGGAAAGUCCGCUUCGUUUCUUAUUCCGAUAAUUUCUCGUUGUGUGAGUCAUCGUUCGACUUAUGUUUCAGAUAAGAAAAAGCCUUUAGCUAUGGUGUUAACACCUACAAGAGAGCUAAGUAUACAGGUUGAAGAGCAUGCGAAAUUGCUCGGAAAAGGAUUGCCGUUUAAAACAGCACUUGUGGUUGGUGGUGAUGCAAUGGCUAGACAAAUCUACCGCAUUCAACAAGGAGUCGAAUUGAUUGUCGGAACACCGGGAAGGCUCGUUGAUCUUUUAACAAAGCAUGAGAUUGACUUAAACGACGUAACGACUUUUGUUGUCGAUGAGGUGGAUUGCAUGCUUCAAAGGGGUUUUCGAGAUCAGGUCUUAGAGAUAUUUACGGCUUUGUCGCAACCUCAGGUCUUAAUGUAUUCGGCAACAAUGUCUGAUUCUUUAGAGAAGAUGGCAAACUCUCUCGCAAAAGAUACAGUGAUUAUAACCGUCGGCGAACCUAACAGACCAAAUAAGGCCGUGAAGCAGCUAGCUAUUUGGGUCGAGUCGAAACAAAAGAAGCAAAAACUGUUUGACAUUCUAACAAGCCAGAAACAUUUUAAGCCACCUGUUGUAAUAUAUGUUGGCUCGAGACUCGGGGCAGAUCUACUUGCAAAUGCAAUUACAGUUUCAACAGGAAUGAAAGCUGUUUCGAUUCACGGCGAGAAGUCAAUGACUGAAAGGCGAAAAAUAAUGCAGUCAUUCAUGGUCGGUGAGUUCCCGGUAGUUGUGGCUACCGGAGUUUUGGGUAGGGGGGUCGAUCUAUUGGGUGUAAGACAAGUAAUUGUAUUCGACAUGCCGAAUUCCAUUAAGGAGUAUGUGCAUCAAAUAGGAAGGGCUUCUAGAAUGGGAGAGGAAGGUCAAGCCAUAGUUUUUGUAAAUGAUGAGAAUAAGAAUGUUUUUGCAGAGUUAAUUGACGUAUUAAAGUCGGGUGCGGCGGCUAUACCUAGGGAGCUUAUCAAUUCACAAUAUGCCACAGGAUUUUUCUCAGGGGGCAAGGGUUCAAAGAAGAGAAAGCAUAGAUGA